GCCAGCAACAACGCGGCUUAGCAACAAUUCAUCUACACUCACGCCGUGUUUGCGGGCUGCAGUACUUAAGAUGCGUUUCUUCGUUUCGCUCGUGUGGGUGGCGGUGGUGUGCACAGCUGAGUCAAGUAUACCAAGAUCAUCAGAUGUUCAGCGUCUCGGGAAACUGCUGGCGGACCUGCUGACAGAAAUUCGGGAUGCGUUCGGAUGCCAUACAGUAACAAGAUGCCCCCCUAAUUUCCAUGACGCUGACGGAACCUGCCUCUACCUCGACAAAACUCGGCAUAGCUCCUGGGUCGCCGCACGCCACGUUUGCUUUAAUUUGGGAGGAGACUUGGCCGUGUUUCCCGAUGCUAAUGCUUUCGCCUCCGCUCUACGGUACAUAAAUGGCGUAGUGACCAAGGGCGCAGACGAGGUCCCUUACAUCUACGUAGGAGGCUCGGACGAAGAAGAAGAAGGGGUGUGGAGGUGGCGCUCGGGGGAGCCCAUGCCCGUCGGCGCUCCCUUCUGGGGCUCCUCCAAAAUGCCGGGAAAAUCCAAACAGCCAGACGGGGAACGACUUCAAAACUGCGCAGCGCUUAACAAAGGAGACCAGUAUUACAUGCACGAUGGUGAAUGUGACUUGCUCGCCUCGGCACUCUGUCAGAUUUAGGAAUGAUGAGAAGCAGAUGAUUCGUGUGUGUGGGAAAGAUGUCACGUGAAUGUAGUUGGUUUUGGGCUAUGGCGCAGUGUGUAUUUUUCUUUGACUUCUGGGCUGCUUUAUCUUUUUCGUUUUUUGUGGGGGAGGGUUUCCGAUCGGAAAUCUUAACCUCUAUGAUAUUGGGUAAGUUGUAUCACUGUACUACAAUAUAUAUUGUUCAUUUCAAAUCACGCGGCAGAAGUAGAUGGCGCUGAUGUUACUGUGUGUUACUUAGAAGUUUCUGAUUUUUAUGCAAAUAUAUUUUGUCUUUUU
Penaeus indicus is the source of this 949-nucleotide messenger RNA. RefSeq names its product C-type lectin domain family 17, member A-like. The coding region runs from base 71 to 649 and encodes 192 amino acids. The record is from RefSeq and is a predicted model, not a curated record. NCBI's taxonomy places the organism in Eukaryota, Metazoa, Arthropoda, Malacostraca, Decapoda, Penaeidae. The transcript has 6 exons.